AUGGAGUCGCGAUCAGGACAGACAGGACAGAUAGGACAGGAAGGGCAGCUAGGACAGCAAAGCUCAGAAUUUGAGAAUAUUUUAAAUGAUUUGAAUAGCGUGGAUUAUUAUGAGGGGAUUCAUACUCCCUCUUACGCAGGAAGUUUCACAGAGUCACCAUAUCUACACUCACAAUUCCCUCAAUCACCCGCUUCCUCCAUUUGCUCUUUUUCACGCUCUAGAUCCCCUUCAAUCUCAUCAUACGAUUCGAAUAUAAAUGAUAAUGACGAUUACGGCUUUAGUAAUCUAAAUUUUGAGCAAACAGAUCAUGUUCGACAACCUACACUUAAAAUCCCGGAUGAAAUCCCAGACUUGCAGGUCUGUGAAGCAACACCUAUCGCUAAAACACCGACUCAAGUUGAAUACGAAUUGAAAGGUCAACCUUUCUCAUUCCCAUCGAAUCAGUCUACUAAUAGACCUAGAGCUCAUUCAGAUUCUGUACCUACAUUCGUUCAUCCUACAGAUACUUAUCAAGAGUCCCCUCAACAGCACUCUCUGGGCAAAUCAUUCGGUCAUAGACGAUGCAGGUCUGGUGGCAGAGAAGGCGCAGGUACUCCUAACUACGGUCUUCGUCUUAGACCAAACUACAAAGUUGACCAGUCUCAGUCUCAGUCUCAGUCUCCGAAAUUAAGUCACAGUUUCAGUGCAAGUAGUUUGAAUCCUUUAGACGAUAUUGACUUGAGUUGGCUUCAAAGUCAACAAGAACAGCAACACUCUAUGCCCCAGCAAUCUCCAUUCAGUAGCACCUCUAAUUUGUUUGGAAAUGUCACUCAUACUGCUUAUGAUUAUAACUACGACAACAAUAACAGCAACCAUUCCAUCAACAAUCCUAAUGACCCCUAUAUGCACUCGAGUCCUUACAGUGGUAGCUCAUCAAGUCUAUACAACAGCCCGUCUAAUAACUACCCGAACUCACCUUAUGUGGAUGCACAACCUGCUUUAAACUCACUUGACUAUCCAACUGGUCUUCCAAACAACUUUAUCGAUCUCUAUUCACCAGAAGUUAACGUUAUGACCCCACCACUAGUUAGCAUUGAUUCGAUACACUCCUCACCUGCAACCCAACAAUCACAACUACACAGCGAACAGAAGACUAGCAGUCCAAAUAUACUCCCUUCUUUAGUACUACCGAAUGAUAGCAUGAAUGAUUAUGAUUAUGAUCAUAAGCCUGCUACUGAUGAUGCAACGCCUACUGCCGCAACAAGUGAUAUUAACAUGAUUGCAAUGAGUGCUGCUCGUGGUGGUUCACUCAACAACAUGCCUAUACUCACAUCUAAUCCGACGACUGCUCGGACGAGAUAUGCUUCGAAUAAUAGGAGAAAACAACCUAGUGAUGGAAAAGCACCAAAGGUUUUUGUUUGUGAAGUUCCAGGAUGUGGAAGUAGUUUUACAAGGCAUUUCAAUCUCAAAGGUCAUAUGCGCUCGCAUACAAAUGAAAGACCCUUCGUCUGUUCGUUUGAUGGUUGCGGUCGCGCAUUCGCCAGACAGCACGACAGAAAAAGGCAUGAGUCACUGCAUAACGAUGACAAACCAUAUCAAUGCUUAGGUUGUGAUAAGAAGUUUGCGCGGAUUGAUGGUCUUGCUCGACAUCACAAAAGUGAUCUUGGGAAAGACUGCUCAGCGAAGCAUACACAAAUUGAGGACUCUAAUCAUCUCUCUUCAUUCUCUUCAGCUUCCACUUCAACAGAUUCAGCCAAUUGCUAUGGCGUAUUGAUGUAG
Molecule: messenger RNA, 1758 nt
Organism: Wallemia ichthyophaga EXF-994
Lineage: Eukaryota; Fungi; Basidiomycota; Wallemiomycetes; Wallemiales; Wallemiaceae
Product: Transcriptional regulator CRZ1
Exons: 4
Coding region: 1-1758 (585 amino acids)
Biological process (GO): regulation of transcription by RNA polymerase II
Molecular function (GO): DNA-binding transcription factor activity, RNA polymerase II-specific; RNA polymerase II cis-regulatory region sequence-specific DNA binding
Source: RefSeq, a predicted model, not a curated record